AAAGAGGCGAAUAAAAGUAUAAACGGUAUAUGCUUGAUCUUGAUUAGGUAUCAUUAACAACUUCUCCACUCAACGGAAAGUAUCUUAUUAUUAAUUUCAUCAAGAAUGGCAUUCAAAUUCAUUGUUGCUCUUGCAUUCGUUGCUGUGGCUAGCGCUGGACUCAUUCCCGUUCACCAGGAAUACCAUGCUGCUCAACCCGUGCUGAUUAAGUCCCACGAAUCUCACGAUCCUCAUCCUCAAUACCAGUUCUCUUAUGCUGUGAAUGAUGCUUCCACCGGAGAUGUCAAGAACCAAAUUGAGACCCGUGAUGGAGAUCUUGUCCAAGGAGAAUACUCCCUCAUCGAUUCCGAUGGCCACAAGAGGACUGUCCAAUACACUGCUGACUCCGUUCAUGGAUUCAAUGCUGUUGUCCACCGUGAGCCACUCGGACAUGUUGUAAAGGCCGUUAAUUCCGCUCCAGUUGCUUAUGCUGCUGCUCCAGCUCUCAUCAAGUCAGCUCCUGUGACCUAUGCUGCUGCUAUAGUAAAAUCAGCUCAUCUUGGUUAUGCUGCACCCACCGGAUACACUCAGACUUAUGCUGCUGCUCCAGUUGCUUACUCCCAUGCCCCAGCUGCCUACACAACCCAGACCUUGGUGAAAUCAAGCCCAAUCUCAUAUGCUGCUCCAGCUUAUGCCUACCAUCAUUAAGGAAUUGUUACGAGUUUACUUGUUGAUUGAUGCGAAUAUGCCAAAUGUUUGAUGAAAUUAAAUGUUAAUAAAAAAUUAUUUAUAACGAAA
This is a messenger RNA of Eupeodes corollae, 777 nucleotides long. RefSeq names its product larval cuticle protein A2B-like. The transcript has 2 exons. Gene Ontology annotation, cellular component: extracellular matrix. Lineage: Eukaryota; Metazoa; Arthropoda; Insecta; Diptera; Syrphidae. The record is from RefSeq and is a predicted model, not a curated record. Bases 106 to 687 code for a protein of 193 amino acids.